Molecule: messenger RNA, 1368 nt
Organism: Exophiala aquamarina CBS 119918
Lineage: Eukaryota; Fungi; Ascomycota; Eurotiomycetes; Chaetothyriales; Herpotrichiellaceae
Exons: 2
Coding region: 1-1368 (455 amino acids)
Molecular function (GO): monooxygenase activity; oxidoreductase activity, acting on paired donors, with incorporation or reduction of molecular oxygen; heme binding
Source: RefSeq, a predicted model, not a curated record
AUGCUUGUACGGCUCGCCGUCGUUGUCCUGGUGUUUCCCUACAUUGUGGCUUCAAUAAUCCAUUUCUUCCAAACACGUGCGGCCCGCCGCAAGAUCUGUGAGACAUAUCGGUGUGAAAACCCUCCACAAGAGCGGCCGUACGAUUUUUGGGGGAUCGGAAAUACCUAUAAAUCAAUAAUGGAUCUGUUCAAUGGCCGGAUACUCAAAGCCAUGACUGUCGCUUUCGAUACAUACGGCCACACAUACUCGACCAUUAUACUAGGCACUCAAGUAUUGUUCACCUGCGAUCCUCAGAAUAUACGUCAAAUUCUCAUGGAUCGUUUCAGUGACUAUUACGCAUCACAAGGCUUGCGCGAUCAUCUUUUCCGACCCCUAAUGAGUGGUAGCAUUUUCGCUCUUGACGGCGCCCCUUGGAAAUCAGCUCGAAAUAUAUUCCGAGGUGUGUUCUCUAACACACGCUCAAUCACAGACAUAGCCAUGUUUGAGCGCGUUUUCCAGGAUAUGAGACGGCAGAUUCCUGUGGACGGCAAGCAGGUCGACAUCCAAGAGCUCUUGCACAUGUUCACUACUGAGACUAUUGUUUCGUUCGUCUUGGGUGAGUCGUCCGAGGUAUUUCAAUCUAACCAAACACCGGACAAAAGAAAGUUUGUUGACUCCAUGAAACUCGUCGAGGCCAAGAUCGCUCAGGACGGGUUUCUUGGUGGAGCACACAUACUUACAUCAAAGAAACAGUUUCAUGCUUCAUGCUCUUUCAUCCGCAACUUCCUCGGUGGUGUCGUUAGUCUAAAGUUGGCUCAAUUGGACAGAGACGAGAAGAUCGAGGAUCCGGCGUUGGGAGAGAGACACUGCCUCCUGAACUCUCUAAUCCAGAAUACAACUGAUACUGAACAAGUGGUUGAUGGUCUGUUAACUGUGCUUGUUGCUGGAAUUGGCUCCAUUGCACAAGUCCUUUCUGCCACAUUUUGGCUUCUAGCGCGACACCCUCUGGUUUACAACAAGUUGCGGAGAGUUAUCCUCGAAACUGUUGGCGAUGAGAAAGUAACGCCGACGUACGAUCAGCUGAAGAGUUUGAGCUACCUUCGCCACGUACUAAACGAAGUCAUGAGAGUGCUGCCUCCAGUUCCUUUUAACGCGCGGAUUGCCAACGUUGAGACCUGGCUACCCACCGGUGGUGGCGCGAGUAGGCAAGCGCCAGUGUUUGUGAGAAAGGGCCAAAUGGUCGUAUUCUCUUCAUGGGGAAGCCACAGGAGUUUGAGUAUAUAUGGACAGGACGCCCGUCAGUUUCGCCCUGAAAGAUGGGAGAGCAUCAAAGCCGAUGGCUUCAUACCUUUUAAUCUGGGCCCUAGAGCUUGCCUUGGCCGUAGGUGA